GUUGGUUGAGACAAAGAGUAAUCGCGACUUUCGGGUAAUAUUUAAGCCGGCGCGGGAAAAUCUAAUAAUAAAUAAUACAAAAAACGAAAUCUGUUAACCGGUCUGAGAAGAUUCAAACUCUUAAGCUUCUGUAAAAAUUGAAUGGGAAGCUUCACAGCUUAGAGCCCCACGUAAUACAGUUAAGAUCUUAGAUCAAAUGAUUUUCUAAUUUUGUGGCUAUUUUUUUUUUUCUUUUCUUUUAUGGUUUGUGGUUUUUGAUCUGCCACAUUUCAAAUUUAUCAAAAUCUUUAUGACCUGAAUGAAUGAAUGUGGUGGAAUAUGCGUGUGUGGUGCUACGUGCCGGUUCUUUGCUCUACGUCUGGCGUUUUCAUAUAAAAUUCCCAGUAUAAACAGAAAAAGUUGUAACCAAUGUUAAAAAUAUUAUUUAUGAAACUUACUAUGCUUAGAAAAGCACUUCCACAAAGAUAAGUUUUCUCAAAAUCAUAAAAGUGAAAAAUAAAAAAAAGAAAUAACCAGAUUUUUAAGAAAUUUUUAAAUUAAAAGCACAUCCCACUUAAGGAUUUUAAAGACGUUGUAUGUAUAUAUGCCUCCUUAAGGCCAUCUAUCUACCUAAGCAGACAUACAUCACUCCAUCCAUCCAUCCAUUCACUCCAAUAAAAUCAUCAUUUGUCUUGGCCUUAACCGCCUGAAACCGCCAAUCAUUGGCUCGAACAUUAACAAUCAUGCCAAUUUUCCUUGGUUUGUAAGGAAUUUUUGUGAAAACGUUUCAUCACUUCAACACGGUCCACAGGCCCCAGCAACUCAACACAAAAAAAAGGCUCAUUUAAAUAACAAGCGAAAACUGUUAAGCUAACAUAUCGAUAAGGAAACUACAAACAACCACACAAAAAAAAUAAAGAAACUUAGAAGAAAUAAAAAGGCCGCCUUUUGGCUGUUUGCAACAGUCGAAGCCGCCGACGCCAGUGUUGCGCAUGCGUCUUUGGCGAUAUGAAUAAUGAUGAUGCCACCAGCAAACAUGAAUGAAGAACGUACGCAUGCGCAUCAAGCAAAGACACACACACACACGGCUGGUGAGGAUAAUGAUGAUGAAGGAUGUUGAGAGAGUGGCACACAGGCAGACAAACACUACCAACAUUUCUUCGUAGAGGCCACUAAAGGCAAAAGAAAAACCAAAAACCUACAACAAAACGCGAGGACGUCAUCUACGUCGAAGAAGAAAAAGAAGCUCUAACUCGUUGAUGCUGUUGCUGAUGAUGAUGAUGAUUUAUGCAAAUUCUUAAAGAUUCUGGGUUAACGAAAAAAAAACCAAAGUGGUGUGGCUGGCUGCUGGCGAUUGGUUGGCUCUGCUAUCGUCAAGUGUCUUAAACAUAAUAGGCCUUAAUGCCCCGGCAUGGUGGAUGGAACUCGCUCGUCGAUGGUGGGUCUUAUAAUUUCCAUAACAACUUAAUUCACUAAGCCAACCGAAAGUGAGAAGUCUAUAACAGCGUCAACAACGAAAACCACAAAGACAACAGAACACAACAGAAAGAAAAAAAAAAACGCGACAGACUUUAAAUUGUUUAAACAAUGUGUGAAAAAGAUUUACGGACAGCCCCUUGCGUCGAAGACAAAUGAAAAUAUAUUCCUCGAGUGAUCACACCAGCAAAUGAAGACGACCCAACAUCUCAUGAAGCCUCAGAGUGAUGUGUUAAUCAAGUUUGGGUGUUGUUUCUUGCUAUGAUUCGAUUCACACAAAUGAAUUCCUAAACAAAAAUGAUUUAAAUUUUGUGAUAAUCCAAAAAAAGAAAUAAACCGCAGCAGUUAUCACGGUAUGUGAAACUCCAACACCUAAAAAAGUGUUAAAAUAUGAUCUAUGAAAUAAAUUCCGCCAGAGAAAUGAUUUAAAUUUUUGAAGAAAACCAUAACAAAAAAACCAAAACGUGAUUUCUAAACAAACAACUAAAUUAUAAAAAAAGUGUUAAUAGCCCAGUGAUGUUUAUAUUUAAAAAAAAUCGAUUCCAAUGAAAAGUGAUCUGUAAUAGUAAAACAAAAAUAUAAAAAAAAAAUUCCUAGAAAUCUCUGCUCGACAACAUUCUUAAGCCUUUGUUUAGUGCAAACAUUUGCUUAAUUGAAUUCAUAGAAUUUUAUUGACACCCCCCGCAUACUAUGAGACUUCGAUUAUUUCCUGUGUCCUCACCAUCACCAUCGUUGUUGCCAUUGUCAUCAUCGCUGUCACCAUUGAAAAAAGUUCGAAGAAGCAUAUCAGCAAAUUGCCCGGGAAUAAACAAGAAAUGUGGCAUAAACGCAACAAACUCUUGAUAUUUCUACUUUGGAUAAUGAAAAUAAGAUUAGUAUCCAGUUUUACAUCAUCACUCCUAUGUGCUCGCAUACCGGGUCUUACGCCCCAGCAGAGGCAGCUAUGCACUGAAUCACCGGAUGCCUUGAUUGCAUUGGGCGAGGGUCAUCAAUUGGGUGCCCAUGAGUGUCAGUAUCAAUUCAGGGGCCAUCGAUGGAAUUGUUCGGAGGUGUGGAAGAAAGAUGUCUUUGGACAUGUCAUGUUUGUUGGAUCUCGUGAGGCUGCUUUCACUUAUGCCAUAGCCAGCGCUGGAGCUGCUCAUGCCGUAACAGCGGCAUGUGCCCGCGGAAAUAUUACCUUAUGUGGCUGUGAUGUGCGACACAAACCCACGUCCUCGCGUCGAGGGUUGCAAGCCGAAUUUGAAAAUGGUUUGGGCGGUGGUGGCCAACAGCCAUGGAAAUGGGGUGGCUGUUCGGCAGACAUAGAAUUUGGCAUGAAGUUUGCCCGCAAGUUUUUGGAUGCCAGAGAAAUCGAAGGAGAUGCCAGAAGUCUUAUGAAUCUGCACAACAACAGAGCUGGCAGGAGGCUGGUGAAAAAUUUGUUAAAAACCGACUGCAAGUGUCAUGGGGUCAGUGGAUCUUGUGUCAUGAAGACAUGCUGGAAGAGUUUACCCUCGUUUCGAGUGGUGGGCGAUGUUCUAAUGAGGAAAUACAAUAAAGCCAAAAUUGUUCAAGCCUCCAAAGGCAAACAUGGACUGAAACUAGUUUUAAGCAAAAAAAAUCGUGCCGGCAAAGUGAUGAAUUAUCCCAAACGCAUGGAUUUGGUUUAUCUGCAAACAUCGCCCAAUUACUGCGAACGAAAUGCGCAGGAGGGCGUUCAGGGUACCCAGGGUCGUGUUUGUAAUCGCACCUUGCAUGGUCUUCAAAGCUGUGAUUUGCUCUGUUGUGAGCGUGGCUACAAUACCCAACAGAUCCGACGCACCACCCAAUGCCGCUGCCAGUUCAAAUGGUGCUGUCAGGUGCAGUGUGAUGUCUGUGAGGAGAAUUACGAGGAGUUUACGUGUAAAUAACAAUAGGCUUAAAAAUAUCAUAAAAAAUACAACAACUUUGUAAAAUAAAAGAAAAACAAUAUAGGCGUAAAGAUGCUUCCAAACAAAUAGUAAGCAACCGAAAGGGAAACUUGGAAGGAAAAUAAAGCAAAUAGCAAAACAAAAGGUUUGUGAGAUAGAUAAAAACAAGAAAAUUUGAAAUAACAAAUUUCAAUUCGAAGCGAAAAACUUAUUAAGGAAAUUUUUUUGAUGCGAUAAAAGAAAAAUUUUUUCAAUGCGAAAAAGAAAAAGACGAAUAUUCUACUAAGGAAACUUUUUUGAGUCAUACAGAUUCCUGAAGAAACUUUUUCAAAUCGAAAAAUUUUCUGAAGAGACAUGCUCGAGACGAAAAAUGUCCUAAAAAAGUUUUUGGAAACGAAAAAUUUUUUAAAGAAAUUUUUUCGCGACGAAAAAUUGUCUGAAGGAACCUUUU
Molecule: messenger RNA, 3795 nt
Organism: Stomoxys calcitrans (stable fly)
Lineage: Eukaryota; Metazoa; Arthropoda; Insecta; Diptera; Muscidae
Gene: Wnt2
Product: protein Wnt-2
Exons: 6
Coding region: 2271-3344 (357 amino acids)
Biological process (GO): positive regulation of JNK cascade; multicellular organism development; cell fate commitment
Cellular component (GO): extracellular region
Molecular function (GO): frizzled binding; cytokine activity
Source: RefSeq, a predicted model, not a curated record